Molecule: messenger RNA, 1758 nt
Organism: Lodderomyces pseudojiufengensis
Lineage: Eukaryota; Fungi; Ascomycota; Pichiomycetes; Serinales; Debaryomycetaceae
Exons: 1
Coding region: 1-1758 (585 amino acids)
Biological process (GO): transport
Molecular function (GO): transporter activity
Source: RefSeq, a predicted model, not a curated record
AUGCUACAAAACAUCUACUAUAAUCUACAUAGUAUCAAUCAAACCAAUAAUAAUGAUGGCGGUAAUAAUAAUUUACCAUCACCAACACCAACAGGACCAAGAUUACCUAAUUUUAUAAUUAAAAUAUCAUUAUAUUCAUCAUUAAUAUCAGCAAUAAUAAUAUUUAUAAGUAUUUUUUUACAUUUAAUAAAUUAUAGAAAACCAUUUCAACAAAGAUUAAUGAUAAGAAUUCAAAUUAUUGUACCAUUAUUUGCUUUAACAUGUUAUUCAAUGUUAAUUAAUCAAACAUCUCCUUUCAAUAAAUUUAUAUUAGAACCUAUAAGAGAAGUUUAUGAAGCUUUUGUUAUUUAUACUUUUUUUUCAUUACUUAAUGAUAUGUUAGGAGGUGAAAGAAAUAUUAUUAUAAUGACAAGUGGAAGAGAACCUGUACGACAUCCUGGUAUUUUGGGCUAUAUUUUAGUACCAUUAGAUAUUUCUGAUCCAAAAACUUUUUUAAUGAUUAAAAGAGGUAUAUUACAAUAUGUUUGGUUAAAACCAAUUAUAUGUAUUACAAUAAUUAUAGGAGAAUUAACUGGAUUUUAUAAUGUUAAUGAUAUGAGCUAUAAAUCAAUAUAUUUAUGGUUAACUUUAAUUUAUAAUGCAAGUGUUACAUUAAGUUUAUAUUCAUUAGCAAUAUUUUGGAAAAUUUUAUGGAAUGAUUUAAAACCUUUUAAACCAGUUGGAAAAUUUUUAUGUGUUAAAUUAAUAAUUUUUGCUUCUUAUUGGCAAGGAGUUAUAUUAGCUAUAUUAAAUUUUUUUGAAAUUUUACCUGGAUCAAAUGAAAAUAAAAGUGGUGAAAGUAUUGGUAUAUGUAUACAAAAUGCUUUAUUAUGUGUUGAAUUAAUUGCUUUUGCUAUUGGUCAUUGGUUAUCUUUUAGUUAUAUACCUUUUACUAUAUCAAAUUUACCUUGGGGUAGAUAUAAAUUUAAAUAUGCUUUAAAAGAUUGGAUUGGUUUUAAAGAUUUAAUUAUAGAUUUUCAAAAGACAUUUAAGGGAGAUCAUUAUAAAGAUUAUAGACAAUUUGAUUCUGUUGAAGCAUUAGUUGCUCAUCCUGAUUCAAAAGGUCGUAUGAGUAGAAUUCAUCAAGGUUUAAGAUAUCAUUAUGAUGGAAAACAUAAACAUUGGUUACCUGAUAAUUCAAGUAUUAAUGCAUCACAAAAUAUUAUACCAAGUACUUCAGAAGUUCAUGCAUUAGAUAAUGCAUCAAUAUUAUCAAAUAAUACAUCAAUGAGAGGUUUAUAUCCUCAAUCACCUAAAUCAACACCACCUGGAUCACCAAUAACUAUACGAGAAGAAGAUGAAAUAUCAGAUUCAGAAUAUCUUAUUGAUGUAACCACCACCAUCCCUAAUACAGAUUCAAUACAAAAUAUAAUAAAUUCAGAUCAACAAUUAUCAAAAAUAGAUUAUUCAAAAGAAAAUUUUGAUUUAGAUGAAAAAAUUUAUCAAGAUUCUUUAAAUAAUAUCAAGAUAUAUUCAUUAAAUGAACCUCAAAUUAAAAAAAUUCUAAAUUAUCCUAUUGUUGAUGAAACUUUAGAAAGUCAUUUAUAUGGUUAUAAAGUUCAACAGUUAAGAAGACAAAGACAACAACAACAACAGCAGCGAAGUAGGAAGAGUUUAAAUAACAAAUCAUUAAAUAAAAAUAAUAAUAAUGGUAAUAAAAGAAGAGAUAGUGAUCUUCUACUGAGUAAUCAAAGUUAUAGAUAUGGUAGUAUUGUAUGA